Molecule: messenger RNA, 975 nt
Organism: Ooceraea biroi (clonal raider ant)
Lineage: Eukaryota; Metazoa; Arthropoda; Insecta; Hymenoptera; Formicidae
Product: SRR1-like protein
Cellular component (GO): nucleus; cytoplasm
Source: RefSeq, a predicted model, not a curated record
GCAGUGAAUUUUGGAACACGGCCGUAGGUGUAUAUAAAUGUUGGGUCAUGUCGAAUAAUUUUGUACUUGUCAGUCGUCGCAGAAAACAUGAUAGAAGAAGAAAUUUGAAGAAAAGCACGACUACUCAAGGCACAUCUACGCAGGAUUGUGAAAUCGAUCCGGGACUUGUUUGCACAUUAAACAAAACACUAAUCGAAGUCAGAGACACGUCGUUUACGAAGUUUCUUCUUAAUCGACUCACGGAAUCUCUAACCGUUUUAAACUGUGACGGUAUUUGCGAGAUAAUCUGCUAUGGGUUAGGACGGUUCUCUCAGUACAGAUCGUCAAAGUAUCAAUUGGCGCUUCUGUUAUACCUGAAAGAACGAUACGACGCCCGUGUAUACGUGUACGAUCCAGCAUUUUGCUCAAAGGAGACGCAAAUCCUACGUACUUUGCAUCUAGAGAUCGUAGAGACGAACGAGGAAGGCAAGCGUAUUGUCAAGACGCAACGAGACAAAACGACUCUCGUUUAUAUGCCGCACUGCUCGAGACAAUUGACUAAUAACUUUCUCUAUGCAAACUGGGGAAGUGGAUUAAGCAAUUGUAUUCUACUCACUAACAGUUUCUCGAAAAUCGUCGAUAGUUGCUUGCACAGAGACAUAGCAAAUACAGCGGGUUACAUACUGCGCAUUCAACCUUAUGUUACAGAAAUACAAUUGGAAAAUUCUUUCGUAUACGAAGAAGUUUUCAACGAUCUUAACGUACAUAUCUUUACUAAAGAAGAUUUACUGAAAGCACCGUCAGAUUUUUGGAACUUUAGAGAGGAACCGCGAUAUCUCACGGAUGAGGUCGAAUUUGUUGCAGCUGCACGGUAACGAGUAACGCGUUCUUGACGCACUCGAAAAUUCACGAUACAAUGAACAAUAAUAUUAAAAUUAUUCGUUCUCUUGUGCAUCAACUCCGCCGAAUUGCGCGGACUAGGAGUAUGAAGGAAAA